Messenger RNA from Scheffersomyces amazonensis, 327 nucleotides. RefSeq names its product ribosomal protein P1 (gene RPP1A). The transcript has a single exon. The record is from RefSeq and is a predicted model, not a curated record. The coding region runs from base 1 to 327 and encodes 108 amino acids. NCBI's taxonomy places the organism in Eukaryota, Fungi, Ascomycota, Pichiomycetes, Serinales, Debaryomycetaceae. Gene Ontology annotation, biological process: cytoplasmic translation; translational elongation. Gene Ontology annotation, cellular component: ribosome; cytosolic large ribosomal subunit. Gene Ontology annotation, molecular function: structural constituent of ribosome; ribonucleoprotein complex binding; protein kinase activator activity.
AUGUCUGUUGAAACUGCUUUAUCCUACGCUGCUUUAAUCUUAGCUGACUCCGAAGUUGAAGUCACUUCUGAAAAAUUAUUGACCUUAGUCCAAAAGGCCAAUGUUGAAGUUGAAGGUAUCUGGGCUGACAUUUUCGCCAAGGCUCUUGAAGGUCAAAACUUAAAGGACUUAUUCUUCAACAUUUCUGCUGCUCCAGCUGCUGGUGUUGCUACUGGUGCUGCUGCUGGUGGUGCUGCCGCUGGUUCUGCUGAAGCUGCUGAAGAAGAAGUUGUUGAAGAAGCUAAGGAAGAAUCCGAUGAUGAUAUGGGUUUCGGUUUAUUCGAUUAA